Messenger RNA from Penaeus vannamei (Pacific white shrimp), 2794 nucleotides. The record is from RefSeq and is a predicted model, not a curated record. NCBI's taxonomy places the organism in Eukaryota, Metazoa, Arthropoda, Malacostraca, Decapoda, Penaeidae.
AUGGAUACAAACACUUCAGAAAUUGUUAGAAGGACUUACCACACUAUCCAGCGUGCGUUGUCUGUGGCAGCAAGUGGGGAAAUAACAUUGAUCUCGCACUUACAUCUCAUCCAUGCUCUUGGCUUGACUUGGCGAGAUCUCUUGGCGGGGCGGGAGUUGCCUCUGAGGGUCGAGAGAGAGAGGAUGCGCGACUUGAGCUCCUCCGCGCGGUCAGACUACUUCUGGCAGACCUCAGCUUCCAGCUCUCCUCUUUGCUACUGUAACCAAGUGCAAGUUCCAGCACAUAAGUCAAGGGCGACCCUUUGCAUCAUGUUCGUAAUUACCCCGAGCAUUUUGCUCCUAGUGGAUGCAUUUGGCCCAGGUACAAGGGAGGUGGCUUAUGGGACAACUGGACCACCACCUGCCUCAGUCAGCGCUGAAAUAGCACGUCUCAGCGCCCCCCGACAAGGUCAUGGCUAUGACUCCUCUGGAAAUGGUGGAUUCUCUACACACAACUCUCCGUGGGCAGAACAUGGCCAGGGAUCAAUGGAGAGAAAUCUGACACAGAACACUGAUGGUAGUCAGUUUUAUGGGUAUUCCUUCAGCCCUCCAACAGACCUCACAAAACUUAAGGAAGUGUAUGCAACUAUAUUGUCUUGCAUGGAGAAGAAGAUGGAGGCCAGGGAAGUUCAGAUGAUGGAUUCUGGUGAAUUAUGUGGAGGUCCUGUCAGAAGCGUUGAUGUGCAUAGAGCAUGGGAGGAUGCCAGACAGGGUCUAAGAGAAUUUAAAGAUGAAACAGAUAUCAACAGGCCUAUGAUUUGCAUGGACCAAGAUGGUGGCUUAUGCCUAAAGCAGGAAACGGCACUUGACUUUGGAAGGACAAUGAAGGAGCAGUACCAGCCUCCACCAACCACAUGGAAUAGAUGGAAUGAUGCCCUCGAACUCCACACAACCAUAAAUAGCAAUGGAAGUUUUGGAGGAGACUGUACAAUAGCUUGUUCGCAAGACUCGGGCAAAGUAGAGCAAGAGGAUGAUUGUGUCAUGAACACGGAGGAGAGAGUGGAGCAUAAUGAAAAGCAAAGAAUGAACUCCAGUUUGUUUCCUGAAGGAUCUAACAGUACACCAUGGGAACAUCUGUUGUAUGAGGAAGAGAAAAAUCAUGGUGAAUUUAAAACUGCUACAAAGAUGUUAAAGAAAAAGGUCAUAGGCACCAAAUUCUGCGGAUUCUGCAAAAGUAAUGGAGCAACAGCAAAGAGUUUCUUAAGCCAUCCCCUCAGGAAUGAUUUUGGGAAACUUGUAUGCCCAGUUUUAAGAAGUUAUACCUGCCCUUAUUGUGGAGCCACAGGUGAUGCAGCCCACACGUUGUCAUAUUGUCCCAGCAAGAGGCAGCCUCAUGAUUCUCUACCCUUGGCUGUCAAACUGAAGAACACAAUGCGAAAUGCUUCAUCAGUUCGACGAUUUAACCACUAAUGCAGCAGCUUUGACAUGAUCUUUGGUUUAUUUUCUCAUUAUUUUUUUCAAGGUUAUAUGUAGUGUUUGAAAGAAAAUUGUAGAAUUAUGGUGACAAGUUCAUAGAAUUUUAUAAAAAUUUUAAUAUUUUGACUUGCUGGUCAAAGCUUUUGAUGUUACAUUAAUUUGGUAUGUAAUGAAUAUAAUUUCUUUUAUGCUUCAAAUUCCAAAGAAAUUUUACAUACCUCAUUUACUUAUUUUAAUAUUGCAUGUUGCCAGAAUUCCUUGCAUGCACUGAAAUUAAUUCAGAAUUUCCAAGUUGAUCUUAAGCUCAAGCAAUUGCUUGAAUAGAUUAAGUAUAAAAAAAGCUUUUAAAAACAAUUACUUUUUUCCAAAGAAAAGGUCUUAGUUUAAAAAUGUAACUUGAAAUCAAAUAGGUUACAAAGUGAUCGUUUUUGUGUUGUAUUUGUAAAAUAAUGUUAACUAUAAUGUUCAAUUACAAAUUAAUAAAAAAAAAAUCUUUUGAAAAUGAUUUACCUGUAACAAUUACAGUAUAUGAAUGCUGCCCCAUCUUUUGCAAGGUAAAAAUAAACUAUUUCAUGAGAAUCUACUCAACCAGGAAAAGACAUUCCAAAAGCCUAUAAGUUGCCAGAUUUUCUUGCAUGCACUGAAAAUAAUUCAGAAUUUUCAAGUUGAUCUGAAGUUCAAGCAAUUGUUUGAAUGGAUGAAAUAUAAAAAAAAGCUUUUAAAACAAUUACUUUUUUCCCAAAGAAAAGUUCUUAGUUCAAAAAUAUAACACGAAAUCAAACAGGUUACAAAGUGAUUAUCUUUGUGUCGUGUUUGUAAAAUAAUGUUUAACUAAAGUAAUGUCCAACUAUAAAUAAAUAAACUUUUGAAAAUUAUUUACCUUUAAUGAUUACUCUAUAUGAAUGAUGCCCCAAUCUUUUGUAAGGUAGAAAUAAACAAUUUUAUGAGGAAAAGAAAUUCCAAAAGCACAUUUACUAAUUCCUUACCAUAAAUAAAGAAUUGGUAUAUAAAUAAGAAACACAAUGAAUUUGAAGACUUUACUGGUUAAAAUAAGUGGUGAAACAUACAGAAAGUUGGUCAUGCUUUUUAUGCACUAAACAAAAUAUAGAGAACUGUUACAAAACUGAAUGCUUCACUACAUCUAAACAAACAUAUAGGCCUUUUAUUACAAGCCUAAUCACAUAAAAAUUAAUACAUUUAAAUCAAAGUUCAGGUUCUUUGAGAUAUCUCUACUUCCACAGGGGGGAAAAUCAUGACAUACUUUACACUGCCAAACAUUUGGGCUUCGACCAAAAUGGUUAUCAUCCUCCCUCACAAAUAAAACUUUAAUUCUUGCUUG